AUGUAUCGGAACAUCCGCCCCAUGCCAGGCAAUGUCGGCGCGAACAAUAACAUGACCGGCGACACACCAGGCAAUGCCGCGAAUGAUCCCUCUCUUUCAGGAUAUGGCUAUGUGCUUGACCAAGAGCUCCCACCAAUCAAUCUGGAGAUGGAUCCUGCUCUUCCUCCAUAUGCUUAUGUGCUUGACCUUCAAGAACAAGAACGACAACAGUACGACAUCGACACUCCAGAAAGUCGUCUUAAGUAUGUCCUUGAAAUGGAUGCCGCAACCAAUGGAGCCCCAUUUCUGCAGGAACUGCAAGGACUGCAAGGCUUAGAGUUGUUGAAUAAGGAGAUAGAAUGCGUUGACUGGAUGGCACGAGUCGCCCUGUCGACCAUGGACGAAGACAUCUGCGGCGCUCUUCGUGAAACUGAGCUCUACCGCAAAUAUUACGGCCCAGACAGAAUCACCUUGACUGACCCUGGACAACUGGCGGGUCUUUUGAUUCAGAGACUUGUUGGUCCUUCUGCAAUUGCAGCGCCCGCAGGUCCUGUUGCUUUCUCUGGUUCCGCACAUCCAUCAGCUCAAAUGGCAUCUGCUCGCCCUGCUGGUAACUCUGGCCCUGCAAAUCCAUCAGCUCAGAUGGCAGGCCCGGGCCCUAUUCGUGUCUUCGAUCCUGCAAAUCCAUCUGCGCAAAUCUAUCCUCCCAUCCCCAGCUAUGGGUUCGUCGACAUCAGUGAUCUGCCACCGGGAGGCGGUCAUGUCAAUAUCUUUGCCCCACGAAACAAUCCGGCACCCCCAGGCGGUCCUGUCAAUAUCUUUCCCGAACCACGCAAUGCGGCCGUGUCGACGGAACAAAACGCCAAUGAACCCUCAACCGCAACAUCGCAAGGCGGUGCCACGGGCCGUGUCAACAAACCUUCUGCGGGCAAACGAGGCCGUCCGAGCAAUGCUGCAAAACAGGCUGCUGUCAAAGCCGCCAGAGCCAAGGGGUUACAUGAGUGGGUUGUGAACGGAUAUGCAGCUGCGCCGCCAGUCAAUGGAAAUCCUGCUCCUGGUGGCCGUGCAGCUGCACCGCCAGUCAAGGGAAAACUUGUUCCUGUUGGCUAUGCAGCUGCACGACCAGUCAAUGGAGAUGCUGUUCCUGUUGGCUAUGCAGCUGCACGACCAGUCAAUGGAGAUGCUGUUCCUGGAAAUCGUGUUCAAGUUCGCAAUGGCAGCACCCCGAGCAACCUUCCUACCAUCCAAGCUGUCACAGCCACUUCUGCACGCCCAGUCAAUGGAAAUGCUGAUCCUGUUGGCUAUGCACCUGCACACCCAGACAAUGGAAAUCCUGUUCCUGUUGGAUACGCAGCUGCACGCCCAGUCAACGGAUAUCCUGCUCAAGCUGCUGCACCGCCAGUCAACGGAUAUGCUCCUGUUCAAGUUCCCAAUGGCACCACCGGCACCCCAGACAGCUUCCCUCCGAGCCUGACUGCGAGCCCUGCCAGCCCCGCCAGUACAGCCACCAUCUCAGCUAGCUCACCAGCAGCUCCAACCCCAACUCGAUCUUCCGUGGCCUCCAACACCAACAAUGGCGGGACUGGUACAGAGAGAAAGGGACCAAAGAAGCCGACCCGACUCAUCGACGUUGACGACCCAUGGUGCUGUCCCAUCUGCUACCAAAUGUUUGUCUUACAGAACACGGCGAGGAAACAUGUCCGAGAUCUGCAUCCGGAAGUUGACCAUGUCACUGCCAACAUCGAGUUGCGCUCCUAUUACUGGAACCAAGGCAUCGAUCCGGUCUACCGAGGCACGGACAGAAAGCAGAUCCAGGCACAGCGUCGCAUGAGUAGGGGCAUCAAAUCCACCGACUCCCGAUACUUCGACGACGUGUAUCGCACCACUCCGGCUAUCCGUGCCGCUCUCCGCAAGGAGAGGGAGAGGGAGAACCAGCAGUAA
Exophiala dermatitidis NIH/UT8656 is the source of this 1920-nucleotide messenger RNA. RefSeq lists its product as uncharacterized. NCBI's taxonomy places the organism in Eukaryota, Fungi, Ascomycota, Eurotiomycetes, Chaetothyriales, Herpotrichiellaceae. The record is from RefSeq and is a predicted model, not a curated record. Bases 1 to 1920 code for a protein of 639 amino acids. The transcript has 3 exons.